AUGGAGGAGAUUAUUCCCCAUCUCCAUCUCCAUGCGUUAGCGUCGUCGCUUGCAAUCCUCGCCGCCAUGAUGGUGCUACCAUCGACGACAGCUGGUGGCGGGGUCUGCCGUGAGAGCUGCGGCGACAUCCCGGUCCGCUACCCGCUGGGCAUCGACGACGGCUGCGGCAGCCCGUACUACCGCAACAUGCUCACCUGCGCAGACAACGCCACGCUCCGCCUCCGCACCCCGUCGGGCACUUACCCGGUGGCCGGCGCGGACUACUCCGACCCGCACCUCGUGGUGACAGACCCGUCGAUGUGGACAUGCGCGCGGCCCUUCACCUCAGUCCACGCGGUGCCCUUCAGCCUCGACACGAGCACGCGCUUCUCGCUGUCCCCGAGGAACGACUACCUCUUCUUCGACUGCGACGAGGCGCGCGUCAUCGUGGCGCCGCGCCCCGCCAGCUGCGACCGGUACCCGGGCCGCUGCGACUCGGCGUGCGACAGCGCGGGGUACCUGUGCCGGAACCUGCCGGGCUGCCGCGGCGCGCUGGAUGAGAGCAACAUGAGCUGCUGCGCGUACCGCCCGCGCGCCGCGGAGUCGCUGCGGGCGAUGCUACGGCACUGCGAGGCGUACACCAGCGUGCACUGGCGCGCCGUUGGGGACAAGUUCCCUCCCUACGACCAGGUGCCGGCGUAUGGGGUGCGUGUGGACUUCGAGGUCCCCGUCACGACGCGGUGCCUGCAGUGCCAGGACAAACGCCGCGGCGACGGGGGAACGUGCGGCUUCGACCCGGCUACCAGGGACUUCGUCUGCAUCUGCGGCGACGGACGCAACUCCACCACGGACUGUGCAGGAGGUCACGGCUCAGGGCAUCAUGGAUCAGCAGGAGUCAUUGCUGCAAGCGCUGUCGCCUCGAUCUCUGCAGCCAUAGGCGUUGGGGGGCUCGUGUGGUACAUACGCAAGAUCAAACCGAGCAAAGUGGUGACAUGUGGGGUUCAGAGUAAUGAAAACAGGUUCUUCUGA
Miscanthus lutarioriparius is the source of this 1008-nucleotide messenger RNA. Lineage: Eukaryota; Viridiplantae; Streptophyta; Magnoliopsida; Poales; Poaceae. The record is from the annotation of a GenBank genome assembly.